Molecule: messenger RNA, 4302 nt
Organism: Pongo pygmaeus (Bornean orangutan)
Lineage: Eukaryota; Metazoa; Chordata; Mammalia; Primates; Hominidae
Gene: MUCL3
Product: mucin like 3
Exons: 7
Coding region: 1-4302 (1433 amino acids)
Source: RefSeq, a predicted model, not a curated record
AUGGCCCAGCCAGUCCACAGCCUCUGCUCCGCCUUUGGCCUCCAGUGCUGCCUCCUCUUCCUUCUAGCUUCUUGGGAGGCAGGUGCUACUACAUUCCAAGAAUAUCAGAAAACUGGGGAACUCUCAACAUCCGAUCACAUAUUUCCCCUCACUCCAGGCCUUGUUUAUAGUAUCCCUUUUGAUCACAUUGUUCUGCAUUCAGGACAAAGACCUCCAGAGCUCCCUAAAUCUACAGAAAUCCAUGAGCGAAAACGCCACUGCAACACCACACGCCAUUCUAAGCCAACUGACAAGCCUGCAGACAACUCCAAAACUACAGACAACAAAAGCUCUACAUAUAAUCAUGAGGCUCCUCCCACUUCUGAAGAAAACUCCAGCAAUCAAGGGAAAGACCCAAUGAUCCGGAACCAGCACUCUGUUGAUCCUGCUGACUCCACUACCACACAUAAAGAAUCCGCUGGAAAAAAACAUAUAACGCCAGCACCCAAGAGCAAAAUAAAUUGUCGUAAGUUCACAACAGGCAAAUCAACGGUAACAAGAAAAUCAGAUGAAACUGGAAGACCUUUGGAAAAGUCCAUGAGUACUUUGGAUAAUACAAGCACCACCUCACAUAAGACUACAACUUCCUUCCACAACUCAGGCAAUUCACAGACCAAGCAAAAAAGCACAUCUUUUCCAGAAAAAAUCACAGCAGCCUCAAAAACAACAUACAAGACCACAGGAACCCCAGAAGACUCAGAAAAAACUGAAGAUUCCAGAACAACAGUUGCCUCAGACAAGCUCCUGACAAAAACUACAAAAAACAUACAAGACACAAUAUCAGCCAGUGAGAUCACACAAUCUCUAGCAGAGCCUACAGAACAUGGAGGAAGGACAGCCAAUGAGAACAACACACCAUCUCCAGCAGAGCCUACAGAACAUAGAGAAAGGACAGCCAGUGAGAACACCACACCAUCCCCAGCGGAGCCUACAGAAAAUAGAGAAAGGACAGCCAAUGAAAACACCACACCAUCCCCAGCAGAGCCUACAGAACAUGGAGAAAGGACAGCCAAUGAGAACAACACACCAUCUCCAGCAGAGCCUACAGAAAAUAGAGAAAGGACAGCCAAUGAGAACACUACACCAUCCCCAGCAGAGCCUACAGAACAUGGAGAAAGGACAGCCAAUGAGAAGACCACACCAUCCCCAGCAGAGCCUACAGAAAAUGGACAAAGGACCCCAUCUGCCAAUGAAAAAACCACAUCAUCCUCAGCAGAGUCUACAGAACAUGGAGAAAGGACCCCACUGGCCAAUGAGAACACCACACCAUCCCCAGCAGAGCCUACAGAAAAUAGAGAAAGGACAGCCAAUGAGAACACCACACCAUCCCCAGCAUGGCCUACAGAAAAUAGAGAAACGACAGCCAAUGAGAAGACCACACUAUUACCAGCAGAGCCUACAGAAAACAGAGAAACGACAGCCAAUGAGAACACCACACCAUCCCCAGCAGAGCCUACAGAACAUGGACAAAGGACCCCAUUUGCCAAUGAGAAAACCACAUCAUCCUCAGCAGAGUCUACAGAACAUGGAGAAAGGACCCCACUGGCCAAUGAGAACACCACACCAUCCCCAGCAGAGCCUACAGAACAUGGAGAAAGGACAGCCAAUGAGAACACCACACCAUCCCCAGCAGAGCCAACAGAACAUGGAGACAGGACCCCAUUGGCCAAUAAGAAGACCACACCAUCUCUAGCAGAGCCUACAGAAAAUGGACAAAGGACCCCAUUUGCCAAUGAGAAGACCACAUCAUCCUCAGCAGAGUCUACAGAACAUGGAGAAAGGACCCCACUGGCCAAUGAGAACACCACACCAUCCCCAGCAGAGCCUACAGAAAAUAGAGAAAGGACAGCCAAUGAGAACACCACACCAUCCCCAGCAUGGCCUACAGAAAAUAGAGAAACGACAGCCAAUGAGAAGACCACACAAUUCCCAGCAGAGCCUACAGAAAAUAGAGAAAGGACAGCCAAUGAGAACACCACACCAUCCCCGGCAGAGCCUACAGAACAUGGAGAAAGGACAGCCAAUGAGAAGACCACACCAUCCCCAGCAGAGCCUACAGAAAAUGGACAAAGGACCCCAUUUGCCAAUGAGAAAACCACAUCAUCCUCAGCAGAGUCUACAGAACAUGGAGAAAGGACCCCACUAGCCAAUGAGAACACCACACCAUCUCCAGCAGAGCCUACAGAAAAUAGAGAAAGGACAGCCAAUGAGAAGACCACACCAUUCUCAGCAGAGCCUACAGAACAUGGAGAAAGGACAGCCAAUGAGAACACCACACCAUCCCCAGCAGAGCCUACAGAAAAUGGAGACAGGACCCCAUUGGCCAAUGAGAAAACCACACCAUCUCUAGAAGAGCCUACAGAAAAUGGACAAAGGACCCCAUUUGCCAAUGAGAAGACCACAUCAUCCUCAGAAGAGCCUAAAGAACACAAAGAAAGGACUCCACUGGCAAAUGAGAACACCACACCAUCCCCAGCAGAGCCUACAGAAAAUAGAGAAAGCACAGCCAAUGAGAAGACCACACCAUUCCCAGCAGACCCCACAGAAAAUAGAGAAAGGACAGCCAAUGAGAACACCACACCAUCCCCAGAAGAGCCUACAGAACAUGGAGAAAGGACAGCCAAUGAGAACACCACACUAUCUCCAGCAGAGCCUACAGAACAUGAAGAAAUGACCCCAUUGGCCAAUGAGAAGACCACACUAUCCCCAGCAGAGCCUACAGAACAUGAAGAAAUGACCCCAUCAGCCAAUAAGAAGACCACACUAUCCCCAGCAGAGCCUACAGAAAAUGGAGAAAGGACCCCAUUUACCAAUGAGAAGACCACACCAUCCUUAGCAGAGCCUACAGAACAUGGAGAAAGGACCCCACUGGCCAAUGAGAUCACCACACCAUCCCAAGCAGAGCCUACAGAACAUGGAGAAAGGACAGCCAACGAGAAGGCCACACCAUCCCCAGCAGAGCCUACAGAACAUGGAGAAACGACAGUCAAUGAGGACACCACACCAUCCUCAGCAGAGCCUACGGAAAAUGAAGAAAGGACCCCACUGGCCAAUGAGAACACCACACCAUCCCCAACAGAGUCUACAGAACAUGGAGAAAGGACAGCCAAUGAGAAGACCACACCAUCCCCAGCAGAGCCUACAGAACAUGGAGAAAGGACACUAUCAGCCAAUGAGAAGACCACACCAUCUCCAGCAGAGCCUACAGAACACGAAGAAAUGACCCCAUCGGCCAAUGAGAACACCACACCAUCCCCAGUAGAGCCUACAGAACAUGGAGAAAAGACUACAUUGGCCAAUGAGAAGAUCACACUAUCUCCAGAAGGGCCAACAGAACAUGGAGCAAAAACUACGUCGGCCAAUGAGAAGAUCACACCAUCCCUAGCAGAGCCUACGGAACAUGGAGAAAGGACCACAUCACCCAAUGACAAGAUCACCUCAUCUGCAGCAGAGUCUACAGAACAUAGAGAAAGGACUACAUCAGCCAAUGUGAUCACACCAGCCCCAGCAGAGCCUAUAGAACACGGAGAAAGGACCACAUUGGCCCAUGAGAAGAUGACACAAGUCACAAAAAAGUCCACACAACACCCAGAAAAGACCACGUCAACCACAGAGAAAACCACAAGAACCCCAGAAAAGCCUACGCUAUACUCACAGAAGACCAUAUGCACCAAAGGGAAAAACACACCAGUCCCAGAAAAGCCUACAGAAAACCCGGGGAACACUACACUGACCACUGAGACCAUAAAAGCCCCAGUGAAGUCCACAGAAAACCCGGAAAAAACAGCAGCAGUCACAAAGACUAUAAAACCUUCAGUCAAGGUCACAGGAGACAAAUCUCUCACUACUACCUCUUCUCAUCUAAAUAAAACUGAGGUUACUCAUCAGGUGCCCAUUGGUUCUUUCACCCUCAUUACAUCUAGAAUGAAGCUGAGUUCUAUCACAUCAGAAGCCCCAGGCAACGAGAGCCAUCCAUACCUCAAUAAAGAUGACUCACAGAAAGGUAUCCACGCUGGACAGAUGGGGGAGAAUGAUUCAUUCCCUGCAUGGGCCAUAGUUAUUGUGGUCCUGGUGGCUGUGAUUCUCCUCCUGGUGUUCCUUGGCCUGAUCUUCUUGGUCUCCUAUAUGAUGCGGACACGCCGCACACUAGCCCAGAACACCCAGUACAACGAUGCAGAGGAUGAGGGUGGCCCCAAUUCCUACCCGGUCUACCUGAUGGAGCAGCAGAAUCUUGGCAUGGGCCAGAUCCCUUCCCCACGGUGA